Raphanus sativus (radish) is the source of this 895-nucleotide messenger RNA. RefSeq names its product ethylene-responsive transcription factor ERF003. Bases 141 to 698 code for a protein of 185 amino acids. NCBI's taxonomy places the organism in Eukaryota, Viridiplantae, Streptophyta, Magnoliopsida, Brassicales, Brassicaceae. The transcript is spliced from 2 exons. The record is from RefSeq and is a predicted model, not a curated record. Gene Ontology annotation, biological process: regulation of DNA-templated transcription. Gene Ontology annotation, molecular function: DNA-binding transcription factor activity; DNA binding.
CUCUCAUAAAGCCAACACCCCUACUUAUAUAUAGCCAACCUUCACUCUUCCAUGCUUCUUCACUUCCAUCAUUCCUUUCUCAUCACUUUCCUCUUUACAUAAUUCCACAAACACUUUGGAUAGACACACUCAAACUACUAAUGGCACGACCACAACAACGUUUCCGAGGCGUGAGACAGAGACAUUGGGGCUCUUGGGUCUCAGAAAUUCGUCACCCUCUCUUGAAAACAAGAAUCUGGCUCGGGACGUUUGAGACGGCAGAGGAUGCGGCAAGGGCCUACGACGAGGCUGCGAGGCUAAUGUGUGGCCCGAGGGCUCGUACUAACUUCCCGUACAACCCAAACGCCGUUCCUUCUUCUUCUUCCAAACUCCUCUCCGCUACCCUCACAGCUAAACUCCACAAAUGCUACAUGGCUUCUCUUCAAAUGACCAAACAGGCCCAAACACAAACGCAGAGCACGAGAUUACGUCCGUUAUCCUUACCGCACACUCACGGCGUUAACAAUGUGACGUUGGACGAUGGGAAUCAGUACAACAUGGGAGGAGGAGUAACGGAGAUGAAGUGUGAAGAUGGAAACGCCAAUCUGAAACAGAACUUCAGGCCAUUAGAGGAAGAUCACAUCGAGCAAAUGAUAGAGGAGCUGCUUCAUUACGGUUCCAUUGAGUUUUGCUCUGUUUUACCUAGUCAGUCGCUGUGAGAAACAGCCGUGUCGCUUUAGCAUAACUUUUAUUUCCUUCCACAAGACGGCGUCGUAGAAUGAGUAGUAGUGAGGAGUACUAACCAAUUUCAAGACAUUUUGGUUUCAGUUGGCCUCUUUGAAAUACUCAUUCUCAAUCGAUCACAUGCUAUGUAAUGUAUAGUAGAUUAUAUUAUAUGAAAAGUGUUAUCAAUUUC